Messenger RNA from Manihot esculenta (cassava), 5924 nucleotides. Its product is annotated as LRR receptor-like serine/threonine-protein kinase GSO1. The transcript has a single exon. The record is from RefSeq and is a predicted model, not a curated record. Lineage: Eukaryota; Viridiplantae; Streptophyta; Magnoliopsida; Malpighiales; Euphorbiaceae. Gene Ontology annotation, molecular function: protein binding. The coding region runs from base 2835 to 5750 and encodes 971 amino acids.
UUGUGUUUGUUGCCCUUGUUUUUGGUUUCUUUUAACUUUCUAGUUUCUGGCUAAUUACUUGGUUGAUUAGUUGCUCUUUAGUUAUUUAAAAUGCAAAUUUGUGGACUUCCUUGAGAUAUGUCUCUCGUCCACUUUUUAUCGUGUGUUGCUUUAGAUGUUUUCAUGAGUUAUUAAAUACUUAAAAUUGCUGGCUAUGGUUAAAAAGAACAUUAUAUUGAUUUGUUCCUUCAUGGGCCUAGGGCCUCUCCUAACUCCUUUGGUCUUAGACAAGGGUGCGAUGAUUGGGCUCAGACCUGGCUUGAAAACUUUGUUCAAUACAAUAAUUUUUAGUUGUAUUGGACAGGCUGGGUGAGACUAGAUAGGCAGAAUAAUAGGUCUAAACGGUUUAGUUACUUGGUUAAAUUGGUGCACUCCUUCAUGGGUGCACCUUAGCAACUGUUAAUUGAUCAGCCAUGUCUUAUUUUAAGUGUGACAAGCCUAGCGAUCAAGGAUCCAAAAAUUUGAAAGCAUGGAGGCUUACUCUUAACUGGGUAGAUUAACAUAAUCAAGCAUUGUUGCUACAAGCAUAAUGAAGAGAGGACCAUCUGGCAUUAUUAGCAUUUGGAAUUCAGUUGUAGUACUUCGGCUAUGAGUGGCUCACAAAAAGUGAAAGAGGUGCACCAAUAGGGGUCAGUAGUUCCCUCUCCGAUAAGUAGAACUCAUGGGUUCUACUGAUCAGAUGACCCACCAAAGUCGGUGCACCUACCCUGCCUUCAAGUUCUUGGUUAGAGCUAUUUGCCUAUUUCUCUGCUUAAAAUGGUAGCAUUGAACAUUAUUCUUGCUUCAAGGUUGAUUGUUUAUUUAUUUUUUGAAUGGAUGUUUCUAUAUAACCAGACUUGAUUGAGGCUUUUUUUUUUCAGAUUAAAUUUAGUAACAUCAUCUUUCUUGUUGUGUCAUUCCUUCAAUAAUUUAUCUUUUUCUUUGGUUGUAUCUCCUUGUUGUCUUACAUUCCUUCUCUCAAUUGGUUGAUCUUUGUCUUUUAAUUUUUAAACAUAACUACCCCACCUUUUCAUUGAUAACCACCUUAUUCUUUCUACAAAGAGAUCAGCCUAAAGAAGGCUUUGAUUGGGUAGGAGCUUGGAAAUUCUCUUAGAAUGAUCUAUUUGUUUAACGUAUGAGUUUUGAUUGGAAUCUAAUGUCUCCAUUCUUUUUUUUUUUUCAAUUUAACUUUUGUUGUUAGAUAAUAGUAAAAAAUUGCACGUCAGAUAUGCACAAAAGAGAAUGUCUUUUACACUGUCAAAUGUCAAUGCAUUGCAUGCGUAGAAAGAGAGAGAGGUCCAAUGAAAAGGUGGCUAUGGCAUUUGGCAAUAUUUGCUUCUUUGCAAAAGCAAAAGGUGGUGGUAAGUACUUGGCUUCCAUGCCUAGAAAACAUUGAUGGGAUAAAUGCUAUUGGAUGUUUCAUUCAUAUCGGUUGUCUCUACUAAAGGUCCCCAAAGGUUAAGCAAAGUUGAAAGCUAGAGAGCAACCACUAGAAGCUAAGCUAAUUUCCUGCCAAAAUGUUAAGUGAACUCCCUUGUCCUUGCAUGUUUUGGUUCUUUUUUAGAAGAAUCCUUCUAAUAGUAUUCUAGAAAUUCUCUCUCUAGUUAAAUACAGACGUAACUGGACCCAUGGAGGAGUUCUUAAUUGCGUAACGCCCAAAGCACAUGGCCUUGACUCUUUUGUGGUUUUGAAUAUCAUCAACUACUUUGGUUUUCUGCUGUAAAAAUUGAUGGGGUUGUUUUGCUCUUCUGUUUUCUUCCUGUAUUCAAUUGGGUAUUAGGUAGAGAGAGAAGAGAUUUGAUAUCUGGACUCUUCACGAAAAUUUCAACACAGAAUAUAAUUUAGUAGAAAAUUUUGGAAUCGUUCAGAUUCAAUGCAUGCAUUCAACCACCCACAUAAGUUCAGAGAGGAAAAGGUUAAGAAAAUAAACUAUUUUACUGAUACAUUCAAGAAUAUCAUCAUAAACCCAUUGAAGACAAAUCAUUUCUAGCCAUUUAUUCCAAGGCAAGCCUGAUCAAAUUAUUCUGAUUGCUUUUCAACAUCAAGAAAUUGUUAAUCUAAGUGGAUCAUCUUUAUCUGACCCUUGUGAAUCCAGGAAGCAUCCUGUAAUAUUGGGUAAGAUAAUGGGUUUAGACCUAUUUUAAUUUGACUAUUGCUGAAUUUUGAGUGACUGUAUCUCCUACAAAGUCAAAUUCUACUUAAUCUUUUGGACAAUUCUUGUGGAUUCCUGAAAAACAAUAUUAUGACUGUAAAAUGUCUAGAAAGACCCUGGCUUUGUAGUAUUAUUCUAUUUGGGCACGUGUGGUUAAGUGGGUAUUUCACUAUUCAACAUACCCAUCACUUUAUCUUAUCUGCAUUCGUUUUCCCAUCUCACAGGUAAUUCAUGGUACUCGCUUUCCAUGAUUGACUCAGAGAAAAUUUUUUAAAAAUUACAGAAAAAAAAAUCAUUUUUGCAGAACUUAGAGAAAAGGUGAAAAGAGACUACCACGAGUCAAAAGCUUAAUUACGCUGUUAAUGCAUUAUUGUCAACUUUUCCAUACCAAAUGAUGAUCAGCAUACGUUUCUUCAACCCCACUCUACAAACUUCAAAACUUUCAUGAUCCCAGCAGUUUGAAUCUUUUUUUAUUUAUUAUGUCUCGUUCAAAUUCCCUCCUUUAAUUCCCAUUUCAUCUCUUCUUUCUUGUCUUGCUAGUUGUGUUCAACUUGGGCUUCUCUUGCUCGUUGCUUCUUAUUUUUCUCUUUCGAUAUGGAACUGAGCUGGCCAAGGGGCAAUACUAGAUAUUUCAAAACGAGCAUCUGAUACUCCCAUCAUUGUGAUGAAACUUGAAAUGGGUAGCAUUCAAGUUUCUCUGUUGAUGCUGUUUUCAGCUAUGGUUUUUGCUGUUCUAGCUGCUUCUCCUGCUCCUGGUGGAGACAAUUCAACUGACUCCUUUUGGCUUCUGAGAAUAAAAUCUGAACUGCUUGAUCCUUUAGGAGUUCUUGAUAGCUGGUCUCCAGGAGCUCAUAUGUGUAACUGGAAUGGACUUACGUGUUCACAUGAGCAAAGCCAUGUUGUGGGCUUGAAUCUAUCCAAUUCGGGACUAUCAGGUUCCGUUUCGCCUGAGCUAUGGCAUCUUACUUCGCUUGAAACUCUUGAUUUAUCCUCAAAUUUCCUCACUGGCUCGAUUCCUUCGGAGCUUGGAAAGCUUCAGAAUUUGAAGAUACUGCUUCUUUAUUCAAAUUUUAUCUCUGGUAAGAUUCCUGAAGAAAUAUUCUCUUUGAAGAAAUUACUAGUCCUUAGAAUAGGAGAUAACCAGUUAUCAGGUGAAAUUACACCAAGUAUUGGCAACUUGACUGAGUUGACAGUUUUGGGUCUUGCUUCUUGUCUAUUCAAUGGAAGCAUUCCAGUUGAGAUUGGUAAGCUGAAGCAUCUGGUGUCACUUGACUUGCAGAAGAACAGUCUCAGUGGCCUCAUACCAGACGAGCUUCGUGGCUGCAAAAGGCUACAAAACUUUGCAGCAUCAGGCAACAGGCUUGAAGGAGAAAUCCCUGCUUCAAUGGGAAGCCUUAAAUCACUGCAAGUAUUGAAUUUGGCCAAUAACAGCCUUUCUGGAGCAAUCCCUGUCAAGUUAAGCCAUCUCUCCAACUUGAAGUACUUGAAUCUGCUUGGAAAUAAAUUGAGUGGCCAAAUUCCAUUGGAGCUCAAUCACUUGGUUCAACUUGAAAAGCUAGACUUAUCAGUAAACUCUCUCUCAGGUCCCAUUAGCCUUUUCAGUGCCCAAUUGAAGAAUCUUGAAACUUUGGUCUUGUCUAAUAAUUUUCUGACGGGUAGCAUUCCAAGCAAUUUCUGCCUCCAGAAUUCGAAUCUGCAGCAACUUUUCCUACAUCAAAACAAUCUGUCAGGCAAGUUUCCCUUAGAGCUAUUGAACUGCUCCUCUUUGCAACAACUAGACCUCUCUGAUAACAAUUUCGAAGGAGAGCUGCCAUCCAGCAUAGAUAAACUUGAAAACCUCACAGAUCUUAAGCUCAAUACUAACAGUUUUAGUGGAAAGCUGCCUCCUGAAAUUGGGAAUAUGAGUAAAUUGGUGAAUGUUUACCUGUUUGACAAUAUGAUCACAGGGAAACCUCCACUAGAGAUUGGCAAGUUAAAGAGGUUGAGUGCUCUCUAUCUCUACGAUAACCAGAUGUCAGGAAGAAUCCCAGUAGAGUUAACAAACUGCACCAGCAUAACAGAAAUUGAUUUCUUUGGGAACCACUUGACAGGAUCCAUUCCCCCAACCAUUGGGAAGCUUAAGAAUCUGAUCAUCCUUCAACUGAGGCAGAAUGAUUUAUCAGGUCCAAUCCCACCAAGCUUGGGCUACUGCAGAAAACUUCAAAUAUUGGCCUUAGCAGAUAAUAAGCUCUCUGGAACUUUGCCACCAACUUUCAGAUUCCUUUCAGAACUGUAUAAAGUUACUCUUUACAACAACUCCUUUGAAGGUCCUCUUCCUUCAUCACUUUUCCUUCUGAAAAACUUGCAAAUUAUCAAUUUUUCUCACAACAGGUUUAGCGGAAGCAUUUCUCCUCUUUUGGGUUCAAAUUCUCUGACUGCCUUAGACUUAACCAACAAUAGUUUCUCUGGUCCUAUUCCUCCUAGACUAACCAUGUCAAGAAAUCUCAGUCGUCUCCGCCUUGCCCAGAAUCAUCUCAUUGGCGACAUUCCUAAUGAGUUUGUGGAGCUGACUGAGCUUAGAUUCUUAGAUUUAUCAUUCAACAAUCUUACAGGGGAUGUGGCAGCCCAACUUUCGAACUGUAGGAAACUCGAACACUUGCUACUUAAUAACAACCAACUUACAGGCACCAUGCCUUCCUGGUUGGGGAGGUUUGAAGAACUUGGAGAGCUAGAUUUCUCAUCCAAUAACUUUCAUGGAGAAAUACCUGCUCAGCUAGGGAAUUGCUCAAAACUACUCAAGCUUUCUCUUCAUAGUAACAACUACUCCGGCAAGAUACCUCAAGAGAUUGGAAAUCUCACUUCUCUCAAUGUCCUAAAUCUGCACAGAAAUAACCUCUCAGGCUUCAUUCCUUCAAAACUUCAAGAAUGCGAAAAGCUCUUUGAACUGAGACUUGCUGAGAACUGCUUGACGGGUUCUAUACCACCUGAGCUAGGAAGGCUGACCGAGUUGCAAGUAAUCUUGGAUCUCAGUAAGAACUCUCUCUCCGGUGAGAUUCCAUCUUCUCUUGGAAAUCUAGUGAAGUUAGAGAGAUUGAACCUAUCUUUCAACCACCUCCAAGGAGAAGUACCUUUUUCACUUGCAAAGCUGACCAGCCUCCACAUGCUAAACCUGUCAUAUAAUGAUCUCCGGGGCCAACUUCCUUCCACCUUUUCGGGAUUCCCACUUAGUUCCUUCAUAGGUAACAAUAAGCUAUGCGGCCCACCAUUAACAUCGUGCUUGGGAUCAGGGGAUCAAGAGAAAAAGAGCCUUUCCAACGCUGGUGUUGCGGGUAUUAUAGCGGCCAUUGUCUUUUCUUCCACUGUAAUUUGCUUGACGAUGCUUUACAUCAUGGUAAGAAUGUGGCGAAACUGGAGAAGGGUGACGAUACAGAGCUUGGAUGGUGGUGGAACUGAACAAACAAGGGAGGAAGAGAAAUGGGUUUGCGGAGACGAGAAGAGAAAGAAUGGUGAAUACUGGAAAGUGAACUCCAUGGCAAAGGUUCCUUCGCUAGAUGACCAAAUUUCUAAAACUUGCAUUUUCCCUUUCAAAAUGGACACAUAAUUAACCCAUAGGAAAUACAUUGGCUUGAGAAUAUAAAUGCUGUUUUCUCUGAGUCCUUUUUCCUAUGGUUUUGCAAAAGGCUGUGUGUUUGUACAAUUCUAUUCAUUUUUUUUUAUGCUGUCACUUUGCUAUUGUAAUGAUAAUCACAACUGUUGAGAAUUUAGAGAGUUUAAA